AUGUCAUACACAUGUGUUCUAUGUUGUCGAACAACAAAAAUAAAUAGAAAUCUACUCACAACAGUAGCUAGUGUUGAUAUUGAAGAAAAAAUAAAACAAGCAUAUGGAUAUAUAAAUGGUAUUUCUUUAUCAAGAAUAAUAUUAAAUGAAACAGUACACAGAGAGUAUUAUGCAAAAUACCAUCGUCGUUACAUAUAUGCAUCAAAAACCAAAAGAUCAUCAACUGAAGUGUCAAAUCGUCGCUUACCAUUAACUGAUUGUACAAAUUUUCAAUGUUCAUCGUCGUCAUCAAUACCAGUAACAUCAACUAAUCAACAUUUUAAAGAAAACUCUGCAAAUGAAACUUGUAUUUUUGUCGCUUCAGAUGACACUUUAUGUUCGAACACAUCAUCAUUUUCAACAAACACAACUGAAAAGAGAUUAUUAUGCACAUUCAAAAUUUAUUCUAUAGCUCAACGAACGGAUGAUGGUGAAUUAGUCAUACGAUGGAUGACAGUACCAGUAGUACCAAAUGCCAUAUCUUUGACUAAAUGUAUGAAAUGUACAAACGGUUGUCAUCGGUGUAAAUGUUCAACUAAUAAUUUAUCAUGUACACCUUUUUGUGGUUGUUCCAUUGAUCAAUGUACAAAUCAUGCAAGUACCCAGAUAAGAUUACAAUCAACAAAAAUAAAUAUGACAAUCAAAUGGAAAAUACAAGAAAAUUUAAAUUGUGAAGAUGAUCAUGAGGAUAAUGAUGAGGAAGUUUCACUUGAAUUUAUUUAUGAUAAUAAUGAUGAUGCUAGUUUCAUUAGUUCAACAAAAACUGAUUGCUUAAAUGAUAAUGAAAGUCAAUCGAAUCUCAUGAAUGUAUCAAGUGAUCUUGAAUCUAGUUAUUGUUAUCAAUCUGCAUAUCAACCUGCAUCAUGCUUAUCUAAUAGUUGCAGAGAUACAAAGAAGAAUCUUACAUCAUCACCAUUACAUUCAACAUUUGAAUCAAAUCGAUUUAGAAAUGCAUGGUCGCCAAUUGGUCCUUCUACAAAUAAUUCAAAUAAACAAAGCACAAUAAUACGAUCAUCCAAAAGAAAACCAGCAGAAUAG
Molecule: messenger RNA, 1077 nt
Organism: Rotaria socialis
Lineage: Eukaryota; Metazoa; Rotifera; Eurotatoria; Philodinida; Philodinidae
Source: the annotation of a GenBank genome assembly